Molecule: messenger RNA, 3237 nt
Organism: Brienomyrus brachyistius
Lineage: Eukaryota; Metazoa; Chordata; Actinopteri; Osteoglossiformes; Mormyridae
Gene: fbxo3
Product: F-box protein 3
Exons: 11
Coding region: 30-1442 (470 amino acids)
Molecular function (GO): protein binding
Source: RefSeq, a predicted model, not a curated record
CGGGGAGGAAGAGGACAGUAGAGGAGAAGAUGAUGAUGAGGAUGAGCGGGGGAGGGGUUUGUUGUGACCGGGAGUAUCCUGCUUCCAAGAUGGCGGCGUCCAUGGAGUUUAGCUUGGAAGAUCUGCCUUCGGAUCCGUUGCUGCUAAUUUUGUCCUUCCUUGAUUUCCGGGACCUGAUCAGCUGCAGUUAUGUCAGCCGCCGCCUCCACGGCCUGUCAGGACACAACCCGCUGUGGAAAGGACUCUGUCAAAAAUACUGGCUGUUAUCCGAGUCAAACAAGACUCAGAAAAGUCAGAGCUGGAAGGAUCUCUUCCAGGAGUUUUACGGCAACAUGGGCCGUUACAUUGAUCAUUACAGUACAUUGAAGAAGGCUUGGGAUCAGCUGAAGACAUACCUCAGCCAAAAGUGUCCCAGAAUGAUCACCUCUCUGAAAGAGGGCGCAAGCGAGGAGGACCUGGAUGCUGUGGAAGCACAGAUUGGCUGCAAAUUGCCCAAUGAUUACCGCUGUUCCUUCCGAAUACAUAACGGACAAAAGCUGGUGGUUCCUGGAUUGAUGGGUAGCAUGGCCCUGUCCAACCACUAUCGCUCAGAGGAUCUGCUGGAUAUUGAGACAGCAGCAGGCGGCUUCCAGCAGCGCAAAGGGAUGCGGCAGUGUCUGCCCCUCACCUUUUGUUUCCACACAGGUCUGAGCCAGUAUAUGGCCCUGGACAGCGUGGAGGGGCGCAGUCGUGGUGAGAUCUUCUACCAGUGCCCUGAUCAAAUGGCACAAGAUCCUUCUGCAAUUGACAUGUUCAUUACAGGAUCUAGCUUUACGGAGUGGUUUACCUCAUACGUUCACAAUGUGGUAACAGAAGAGUACCCCAUCAUCCGGGACCAAAUCUUCAGGUACAUCCACGAUAAGGACUGUGUGGCCACCACGGGGGACAUCAAAGUGUCCGUAUCUACCUCCUUCCUGCCCGAGCUCAGCUCUGUACACCCGCCACACUUCUUCUUCACCUACAGGAUUAGAAUCGAGAUGGCAAAAAACGCCCACCCAGAAAACAUCUGCCAGCUGGACACGCGAUAUUGGAAAAUCACCAAUGCCAAUGGCAAUGUGGAGGAAGUUCGGGGGCCUGGUGUUGUGGGUGAGUUCCCGGUGAUGUCGCCAGGGAAGGUGCAUGAGUACGCCAGCUGCACCACCUUCUCCACCACCUCUGAGCACAUGGAGGGCCACUACACCUUUCACCGCCUGAAGAACAAGGAGGAGGAGUUCAACGUCACCAUCCCUCGCUUCCACAUGGUCUGCCCCCCAUUCCGUGUGUCCGCUGUGCGGGCGCAGGGUUCCUCAGGCAGCCUCUUGAGGCCCCCCUUUGAAGAAAACUCGUCGGACACAGACGACUUUGAGGAAGGGCAGGGCCUGAACAUCCCAGCACCUAGUGGGCGCUGCCCACGCCAUAUCUGACACACCUCUCCAGGGCAGGAGUGUGUGUGUGUGGGGGGAGGUAAGGGGCCUGAAAACCCCUUCCUUCGCUGUUACUGAUUAGUAAGCCUUUUGAUUAAUAAACUUUCUUCCUGUGUUAUAAGAAUGGACAUCCUGGGACCACUGACCCUGUGGACAUUUUCCUUUACCCGGUGGCCUCUUCACUUGAUGUUUUUCUGCAUAUUUUCAGUUUACUCCACAUUUUUCUAGAGUAUCAAAAAGCGCUGUGCAUCGCCACUGAAAUUCUUAUACUUAAAUAUUGAGAAUCAGUGUACAGUAGUGGAUCCAAGGCAGUCUCGAUUAUUCUUAUAUACCUGAAGUGAAAAUGUUAACAGGAGCGAUUUCCAGGGGUUUAAAAUAUUCUGCACGGAGUGUCUUUUGUGCCGCCAGAAUGUUGCUGUGGUGAUUGAUGAGCCCACGCUUUUCAAUGGCAGUUAUACAGACCAGUCGGAGUCCUGUCUCAAAGCCCAUCUGAUGGUAACAUUCUCCAUGGAAUAGAUGUUAAUGGGGAUGUUUUGCGAGCCUGGCAGGACAGCACUGCGGGAAAUAGCUGUAGCUCUCACUGGCUGUCUACCCCCUCUUGUGAUGGUGUGGUACCAUGCUUUGAAAGCUGUGUGCUUUUGUUGAACAGAACCAGUACAGGUCCCAUCCAGCUUCCCUGCCCAUGUCUACUGAUUUACAAAGCCUUCACCCCUCCCCCCACCCCACCGGGCCCCUCUAGCCCAACUCACUACACAUAACUAUCCGUUUCUAUGGCAUGUCGACCAUGGUGAUGUUUUCGGUCUGAAAAAUUCAGCAAUGACAGUCUGUCCACUAACAGUCGCCAUGGGUACCGAGAGCAGGCCAGGAGGGGGGGUGGGCCGGGGCAUAAGAGAAUCUCCCAAAGCUUGAAACACGCCGAUUCUGGGGGUGAAGUAUCAACAUUGUCAACAGAAUGACAAUGACAGUAAGGGCAGGGAAAUCCUGAUCUUUUAACUGAGUAAUUGAAUGAUGAAUCACUUCAAGAGCUUGUUGGUGUCAGUCAGGUGCCAGUGGAACCGUCUUCUGUAAAAGGUGCUUGACUGUGAGCCAUGCGGCUCAGGGUCAGGCUUCCCCUGGGAAGCAUUAGCUCAUCACAAACUCCAGAACGACAGGGGCAGCAGAGUCAUUUUGAACUGGGGCAGGGAAAAUUAGAAAGAUGGAAAAAAAUAUUGCGGGGUCAAUUCUUCAAAUUUAGGACGUACUUUUUGCCUGUAGUUGUUCACCAAGAAUAUCCUUUGUGAUCUCUGCAAUUUAUUGAUUAUAAGAUUAUUCAGUGGCUGUUUGAGUAAUGUGAUUAAUUUGCCAGACAUGCCUGUUGCAGGCUAAGUACUCUUUCACCGUGUAGGAGAAGUGAUCUUUAAGAGGUUGACAUUUAUUUUCUUUAAAGCUGUGCAAUAGCAUUAGGCCAAUCUGUUUCUACCUUCUCGUUUGAUUUGUAUUAAGAUGAUUUGUUAAUGCUUUUUUAUAUAAUGUUUGAUUUGGUUUUAUGGUCAGGAAAAUAAAAAGAUGCUGUAUGUUUAAAUACUCAAAUGUUUAUGUUGCAGGUAAUAUUAAGCUGAUUUGUACAGUGUCCUCUAUGUGUUGGCAUAGAAAAAAGAAGAUUAUGAAAGGUUUUGAGUAUGUUGGUGUUUUCUGAGUUAUUUGUGUUCAGUUCAGACCAUUUUUGGUUUCAACCUGAACAUGAUUUUUUUCUGUUUUGUCAUGUUUUAGUUUAAAUCGCAGAAGAGAUUUAAAUAAAUAUGGAAGACAAACUGUU